Cylicostephanus goldi is the source of this 348-nucleotide messenger RNA. NCBI's taxonomy places the organism in Eukaryota, Metazoa, Nematoda, Chromadorea, Rhabditida, Strongylidae. The record is from the annotation of a GenBank genome assembly.
AUGUCCGAAUUGGUGAGGUCGUUGGUGCUGAAGCCGGACAUCUCAAAGCCUAGAUGGGAUCAGAGCACUUUCGAGGGCAGGUCUAGGCACUUUUUUGCCAUAACCAACCCUCUGAAUCUCUUCAACACCAACGCGCAGCUAAAAAGAUACAAGCGGAUAGUUGACGAUUACAGGAAAGGUGAAGCACCAGAAAAUUUGACUGUGAAUGAAUUAUGGAAAGCGAAACACGUGGUCGACUCCGCCUUUCAUCCUACUACUGGAGAAAAAAUGUUCAUCAUUGGAAGGAUGUCGGCGCAAGUACCGAUGAACAUGGCGAUUACGGGUGGAAUGCUAACAUUUUACAAGUAG